CACCUCUGCCUCCCAAAGUGCUGGGAUUACGGGCAUGAGCCAGCGCAUCUGGCCACCUUAUUUUCUAUUACUGGCUCAAUGUAAUGGCUCCAUCUCAGGAACAGCCAAUGAAAGAGAUGCACAGGACAAGAGAUGGGACCUCAGUAUGUUGCCACGGCUGACCUUGAACUCCUGCACUCAAGGGAUUUUCCUGCCCUGGCCUCCCGAAGUAUUGGUCUCACACUGUCACCCAGGCUGGAGUACAGUGGCACAACCUCUGCUCACUGCAGCCUCCACCUGCCAGGCUCAAGCAAUUCUCCUGCCUCAGCCUCCCGAGUAGCUGGGAUUACAGGAAGUGACCUCACAAUGACUCAAGCUACCACAUACUGUUGAUUGUGAAAUGCCAGUUGAAGCAUAUGUCCUGCGAGCUUAGGGGUGCUACAAGUUGACCACUGCAGCAGUAAAGAUGACUCUGAAGAAUGGCGUGGGAUGGAUCCUUUCGAAUGCACUUGAGCAGUGGUUUCCAACCACAGGGCCACAGAGCUGGAGGUGAGUAGCAGCUGGAUCUACCAUGAAAGACUUCUGAAUCCAGGAAGAGAGACUGACUGGGCAACAUGUUAUUCAGGGUCUCCCUCUGUUGUCCAAGGCUGGAGUGUAGUAGUGCUAUCGCAGCUGACUGCAGCCUCAACCUUCCAGGCUGAAGCAAUCCUCCCAUCUCAACCUCCCACGUGGCUGAGACUACAGGUGCUUGCCACUAUGCCCAACUAAUAUUUGGAAUUUUCGUACACGUGGAUUCCAGAGGGGUGACAGCGAAACGUGGGACCAUCCAGUUGCAGGAAAACAAGCUUAACACGCCCACUGAUUCUACAUUAUGCUCCUACCUCCUGGCAGCCUCUCCAGGCCCAGAACUUUCUCCAGUCAGCCUCUACAGACCAAGCUCAUGACUCACAAUGGCCUAUUUAGGCCCAUACCCUACCUCACGGCAGUCUCCGCUGAUGAGCCUACUGCCUCACAACAGCCUCCACAGGCACAGCUCCGUCGUUACAAUGGCCUCUUUAGACCCAGCUCUUGCCUCCCAGCCUUCUCUCCAGGCCCUGAACUUUCUCAAGUCGACCUCACCAGGCCCAGCUCAUGCUUCUUUGCAGCCUCUCCAGGCCCAGCUCCUGCAUCUUGGUGGCCCCUCCAGGCACAGCCUCUGCCUCCCGUCGGCCUCUACAGUCCCAACAUCUGCCUCAGAGCAGAUUCUUCAGGCCCAGCAUCUGCCUCACUGUGGACCCCCCAAGCCAAGCUCCCAACCUUUCAGCAGCUUCUACACACCCAGCUCUUGCCACCCAGUGGCCUCUUUAGGCCAAGCUCAUGCUUCACAAGGGCCUUUCCAGGCCCAACUUUUGUCUCAUGGCAACCUUCCCUGGCCAGAUUCCUGCCUGUCUCCCAGCAGCCUAGACAGGCCCAGGUCUUGCCUCACACUGGCCUCUCUACAUCCAGCUCAUGCCUCACGGUGGCCUCUCCAGGCUCAACUCCUGUCCCAGGACGUCAUCUCCGGGCCCAAAACUUACUCAAGGCAGACUCUCUAGUCCCAACUGCUGCCUCCUGGUGGAUUAUGAAGGCCCAAAAUCUCCUCAAGUUGACCUCUACAGGCCCAGCUCCUGCCUCCUGUGAGCGUCUACAGGCCCCACCUCUGCCUUAUAGGGGCUUCUCCAGGCCCACCUCUUCCUCUUGGCUGGGUCUACAGGCACAACUGCUGCCUCACAACAGCCUUUUUUGGCCCAGUUCCUGCCCAGCUCCCAGCGGCCCUGGUAGACCCACAACUUCCUGAAGCCAAGUUCCCCAGGCCCAGGUCAGGCCUCACGGUGGCCUCUCCAGGAUGAGCUCCUGCCCUCCGACGGCAUCUGCAGGCCCCAAAUGGUCUCCAGUCGGUAGGCUCCUCCACGCCAAGCUUGGGCCUCCCGGCGACCUCUGCAGGCCCAAGUUGUCCUGAAGUCGGCCUCUCCUGGCCCUGCCUCCCAGCAAGUAAGCAAGCUGUUUUGGCUCUACUCCUGCCCAGCUCCCAACCGCCUUUCUAGGCCCUGAACUUUCUCCAGCCAAGCUCUUCGGGCCUACUUCAUGCCUCCCGGUGGCCUGUACAGGCCCAGCACUGGUUGGAGAACAGCCUCUGCAGGCCCCGCUCUUGCCUCCCAGGGGCCUCUCCAGGCCCAGCCCUUGCCCCCACGGCGGCCUCCCGGGGCCAAGUCCCUGCGUGCCUCCCAGCAGCCCAUGUGCGGCCCAGCUCCUCCUCACAGUGGCCUGUUGAUGCCCAACUCAUGCCUCUGGCACCCUGCCCAGAGGCAUGAGCCCCUGCCUCACACUGGCUCCUCCCACGCUGAGAGAGGUCAGCGUGAGCCCUUGCCUCACACCGGCCCCUACCAGGCUGACAGAGGUCAGCGGGAGCCCCUAGCCUCACACUGGCCCCUCCCAGGCUGACAGAGGUCAGCGUGAGCCCCUUGCCUCACACCGGUGCCUCCCACGCUGACAGAGGUCAGCCUGAGCCCCUUGCCUCACACCGGCCCCUCCCACGCUGACAGAGGUCCGCCUGAGCCCCUAGCCUCACACCGGCCCCUCCCAGGCUGACAGAGGUCCGCGGGAGCCCCUAGCCUCACACCAGCCCCUCUGACGCUGACAGAGGUCCGCGGGAGCCCCUUGCCUCACACCGGCCCCUCCCACGCUGAGAGAGGUCAGCGUGAGCCCCUGCCUCAACAGGCCACCGUGAGGGAGGAGCAGGGUCGCACGCGGGCUGCUGGGAGGCAGGCAGGGACUUGGGCCUGGGAGGUCACAGUGGGUUGAGAGCUGGGCCUGGAGACAUCCCUGGGAGGCAACAGCGGGGCCUGCAGACGCUCUUCUCCAGCCGGAGCUGGGACUGUUCAGGCUACUGGCGGCGGGAUGUGGGCCUGAGAGCUUGGUUGCAGAAACUUCGGGGUCUACAAAGGCCGGCGGGAGCUAAGCCAAAAGAGCUUGUUUGCUGGAAGGCAGGAGCUGGGCCGGGAGAUGUAGCCAGGAGGAACAGCUGGGCCUGAAGAGGCCGCCAUGUGGGAGGCAGAGGCCUGGCCUCCUCAAGUCGGCCUCUCCAGACCCAGUUGCAGCCUCCCGGCAUCCUCUCCGGGCCCAGCUCUUCCUCCCGGCUGCGUCUCCAGGCCCGCCUCUGGCCUCCCAACAACGUCUUUGGACUCAGCUCCUGCCCAGCUCCCAGCGGCCCUGGUAGACCCAAAACUUCCCGAAGCCAAGCUCCCCAGGCCCAGCUCAGGCCUCACGGUGGCCUCUCCAGGCUCAGCUCCUGCCCUCUGAUGGCAUCUGCAGGCCCCAAACGGCCUGCGGUCGGUGGGCUCCUCUAGGCCCAGCUUGGGCCUCCCGGCGGCCUCUGCAGGCCCAAAUCGUCCCAAAGUCAGCCUCUCCAGGCCCAGCUCUGGCCUCCCAGUGGCGUUUGCAGGCCCAAGUCGUCCUCAAGUCGGCCUGGAAUUGGGCCUGGAAGAGCAGCAAGUCGGCCUCCCCGGGCCCAGCUGCAUCCUCUCGGCGGCCUCUCCAGGUGCAAAACUUCCUCGAGUCAGCCUCUCCAGGCCCAGGCUCCUCCUGCCUCCCAGUAGCCUCUUUCAGCCCAGCCCAGCCCAGCUCAUGGCUCUCGGCGGCCUUCCCAGGCCCCGCUUUUGACUUUUGGCGGCCUCUUCAGGCCCAGAACUUGACCUCCAGUGGACCUUUGCAGGCCCGGCCUCCUGCCUUUCGAAGGCCUGUACGGGCCCGGCCUCGGCCUCGGCCUCACAGCGGACUCUCCACGCCCAGCUAGCUCUCACCUCACUGCGGCCUCCCCAGUCCAAAGCUCCUGCCUUUCGGCUGCUUCGGCAGGUCCAGCUCCUGCCUGCCAGUGGCCUCUUUAGGCCCAGCUCAUUCGUCACAACGGCCUUCCCAGGCCCCGUUUUUCCCUUCUGGCAGCCUCUUGGUCUCUAAUUUGUUUAUCUUUUGUGUAUAAAUCCCAAAAUAUGGAAUUUUUGAAUAUUUCCACCAUUAUAUAAAUAUUUUGGUAGGUAA
Pan troglodytes (chimpanzee) is the source of this 4032-nucleotide messenger RNA. RefSeq lists its product as uncharacterized. The transcript is spliced from 8 exons. NCBI's taxonomy places the organism in Eukaryota, Metazoa, Chordata, Mammalia, Primates, Hominidae. The record is from RefSeq and is a predicted model, not a curated record. Bases 851 to 1795 code for a protein of 314 amino acids.